Messenger RNA from Seminavis robusta, 792 nucleotides. The record is from the annotation of a GenBank genome assembly. Lineage: Eukaryota; Bacillariophyta; Bacillariophyceae; Naviculales; Naviculaceae.
AUGGGCCGAAGCGGAGGAAAGAAGCAAAAAGACAAAAAGACCAAGAAGACCAAGAAAGGAAAUAAUGACGACAAUAAUAACAAUGACGGCAGCAUGAUAUGGGUAGAUCCCGCCCGAGUACGCUUCCAACAUUCUCGCAUCCGACCCUACUUUUCCGGGUGUGGCCGCAGUGUCCAUGAGACGCUCGAGUCCAUCCGUCAGGGGGAAAUCUUGGCGGCGGAUCUACCUCCCAUUCAAGUCAUUGUGGGUCCUAACGAUACUACUGAUAAUGAUCCUUGGUAUUUCUCGCUCAACAAUCGACGCUUGUGGGUACUCAAACGAUGUCGAGAAGAAGGAUUGCUCGAGUCCAACAACCAUCAAGUACAAGUACGCGUCAGAUCGCCCAAAAGCACCGCCGAAGCAGAGCGAUACUCGGUGGAAAAUUGUGCCCUAGAAGCGAAGCUCAUGAAGGAAUCAGCGCCCAGCAGAAACUCAAAAGAACAACCACCAGAAGAAACACCACCACCAAAGAAGCUGGAUCAGGGAGAAAAUAUCUCCAAGGAGAUUCCACCCACUACAAACAGUACUACCGAUGAAGUUAAGUUAGGGUGUAUGGCGCUAUUGAUUGUCUACAAAUCUAUCAUCAACAAUCUGCACCCAACCUUGAAACUACCAAACGGUGGUGGGAGGUACCAUUCCAAAGAUGCUACCAUGACGCCACAUUGGCCACAAAAGAAUGCUUGUGGUUUCCGAAUCUGGGUUCUUCUGAUGGACAAAUUCAAUGUGUCAAUUCGCAAAUCGAUGGACUUUUGA